This is a messenger RNA of Cuscuta europaea, 1296 nucleotides long. NCBI's taxonomy places the organism in Eukaryota, Viridiplantae, Streptophyta, Magnoliopsida, Solanales, Convolvulaceae. The record is from the annotation of a GenBank genome assembly.
GUAUUUAUAUGGAUACAAUUCGGGUAUAAUCGGGUACCUAUAACAAAAUUGAUCAUACUACGGAGUACUUCUCAUUUUCCGUCUGACCACACACUCUGAGAGUAAUUUUUGAUCAUCCGACUCACCGACUGGUCAUGGCUAAUUCUGCCGUCUUUCAGGUUCGAGUUGCUCUUUCUCUCAAUGGAGAUUCGUCCAUACGUAGAACCGAGUUUAAGGUUAACACCAUAGGUUUCAGUAAUAAAUCAAUGUCCUGUUUCCAACAUUUUGACUUGAAAACAUCAAAUGGAAAAUCCAGGAGACACUUUGUUGUUUGCAUGUCUGUGCAACAAGCUACCCAAUACAAAGUACCUGUUGCACCUUUGUCCCUAGAAGAUGCCAAAGAACCUCCAUUGAAUCUGUACAAACCGAAGGAGCCAUACACAGCAACAAUUGUUUCUGUUGAGAGGCUUGUAGGGCCAAAAGCUCCCGGGGAGACUUGCCAUGUUGUUAUUGAUCAUGGUGGCGAUCUUCCUUACUGGGAAGGACAAAGCUAUGGUGUUAUUCCUCGUGGCGAGAACCCAAAGAAACCAGGUGCUUCUCACAAUGUUCGUCUAUAUUCAAUUGCAUCUACCAGAUAUGGAGACUCCUUUGAUGGGAAAACAGCUACUUUGUGUGUCAGACGUGCUCUCUAUUAUGAUCCCGAGACAGGAAAAGAAGAUCCUUUGAAAAAGGGAGUUUGCAGCAAUUAUCUGUGUGAUUCAAAGCCUGGAGACAAAGUGCAAAUCACCGGUCCUUCUGGCAAAAUAAUGCUACUUCCUGAAGACAACCCAAGUGCUACACACAUCAUGAUUGCAACUGGUACUGGUGUGGCUCCCUUUAGAGGGUACCUCCGCCGUAUGUUUAUGGAAUCCAUCCCGACUUUCAAGUUCAAUGGCCUUGCUUGGCUCUUCCUUGGGGUGGCCAACAAUGAUAGUCUUUUGUAUGAUAAAGAGUUCACGAAAUAUCUCCAGGAUUAUCCAGACAAUUUCAGGUACGACCGUGCUCUUAGUCGAGAGCAGAAUAACAAGAGAGGGGGGAAGAUGUACGUUCAGGACAAAAUUGAAGAGUACAGUGAUGAGAUCUUCGAACUGCUGGAUGAAGGGGCACACAUAUAUUUCUGUGGGCUGAAGGGAAUGAUGCCUGGAAUUCAGGACACAUUGAAGCGUGUGGCAGAGGAUAGAGGGGAGACCUGGGAAUCGAAGCUUUCACAGCUCAAAAGGAACAAGCAGUGGCAUGUUGAGGUCUACUGAUGAUUAUUUGAACUAUAUAACACAUUCA